AUGUUCAAGAAGUCAGACGUAUGGACUAAGUCCAUACAGAGAAUCAUCUUCCUUUCUCUUAAUGGACCUGGAAUGGUGGGGAAUACUUUUAUACUAAUGAAACACAUGUAUACUUUUGUCAUGAGUCCUGAGAAAGAAACCAUAGACCUUAUCCUUAUCCCCUUGGCCUUUUCUAAUGCAAUCAUUAUUUGUAACACAGCGGUAAGAGAGAUAGCCACUGUUUUUUAUUUCAGAAAUUUUCUAGGUGAUGUGGGCUUACAGUUACAACUUGUAGUUUAUCUGGACAGACUGGCUCGAGGGCUUUCCAUCUGCACCACCUGUUUGCUCAACAUGGUCCAGGCCAUCACCUUCAUCCCCAGGACCACCCAGUGGAGAAAGCUCAAACCUAAGACUGCAUGGCAGGUUCUCCCCUAUCUCCUCCUCUUUUGGUUCUUCAAUUCUCUGAUCAGGUGCAAUUUGCUCCAUUAUAUCACAGCAGUCAGUAGCAUGAACAGAUCUGAAGUUAGAGUGAAUGUUGACUAUUGUUAUAUGCUACCAUCUAGGCAAACAGUAAGAUGGCUUUUCCUCUCCCUCAUGGCUCUCCGGGAUGUGAUGGUUCAGAGUCUCAUGGGCUGCAGCAGUGGGUACAUGGCUUUCCAUCUGUAUAACCAUCACAAGCAAGUCCUCUACCUUCAGAGCUCCAGGUUCACACACAAUUCCAGCCCAGAAAUCAGAGCUACUAUAAGUACCCUCAUUCUCAUGGCCUGUUUCCUUGUCUUUUAUUGGGCUGAUUUCAUGUUUUCCUUCUACAUGGGUUCCACCUUGAGAAAUCAUUUCAUAGUAUUAAACAUUAAAAUCUUUCUAGCACAUGGAUAUGCUGUUUUCAGCCCUUUGGUCCUAUUCGGUCCAGAUAUUUGGAGUGCUAAAUCCUGGAGGGCUCACUGA
Molecule: messenger RNA, 924 nt
Organism: Dipodomys ordii (Ord's kangaroo rat)
Lineage: Eukaryota; Metazoa; Chordata; Mammalia; Rodentia; Heteromyidae
Product: putative vomeronasal receptor-like protein 4
Biological process (GO): G protein-coupled receptor signaling pathway
Cellular component (GO): membrane
Molecular function (GO): pheromone receptor activity
Source: RefSeq, a predicted model, not a curated record